This is a messenger RNA of Pangasianodon hypophthalmus (striped catfish), 4733 nucleotides long. RefSeq names its product G-protein coupled receptor 20. The transcript is spliced from 2 exons. The record is from RefSeq and is a predicted model, not a curated record. Gene Ontology annotation, cellular component: membrane. Gene Ontology annotation, molecular function: G protein-coupled receptor activity. Gene Ontology annotation, biological process: phospholipase C-activating G protein-coupled receptor signaling pathway; positive regulation of Rho protein signal transduction. Bases 917 to 2008 code for a protein of 363 amino acids. NCBI's taxonomy places the organism in Eukaryota, Metazoa, Chordata, Actinopteri, Siluriformes, Pangasiidae.
CCACUACUGUCAGAGCUGCUGUUACUGAACAUUAAUCCAUAACUUCUGACAAAUCAGAAUCAAGCAUUUGAUGCUGAGCUGUACAGUAAGUUUGAGAUAUAGAUAUUAUAAAUAUAACAAAUGUUUAAAUCCUGUGAAGCCACAUAUAAUGUAGUUACAUUUAUAUGUGACAUUUUUUCUUCUUGCCUUUGUAACAUAUCUGCCAAUGUUCAAGCUCAUGUUCAUUUUUGGUCCUGUUCCAGAGAUUAAACUUGCACAUCAUUUAUAAUUUGGAUUAAAUGGACUUAGCACAAGGUUGAAAGUUGUCGUUUCUUCAACAGAGUUUGAUCAAUCUUGUUUAUAUAAAAUUUCUGUGUUAUACCCCUAAAAGGCAUUAUUAUAUGCUUUAUUGUGCGAAGAAGUCUGAUCCCCUGAUAAACAGGCUGUGAUGUCAGAGCAGGAGUAAAUUUGGGAAACUUUCUUCACAGUCAGAGCUCAGGGGAAAGGAAGAUUUAGAGAGAAAGAGAGAGUGGGAGGAAAGAAACAGAGAGAGCAAGACCCCAAACUCUGCACACAUUCAGACCUGGUGAAAGACUCGACAAGUGCUUAGAUUGUUGGAUCAGACCAAAAUCUUGUAGAUGACCAGCACUGAAAGACCAACAAUGAAAAAACUAGAGCCCUGAUUUACGAAUGACGUGGCUUAAAUUGUUAAAAGAAGGUUUUUAAGAGAAAGUGGGAGGUUGUCAGUUCGGGACUGGUCUGGAUUUUAACCGCAUUAAAUCCUGAACUCUUCUCCAGCACAUGGUCUGUGUGCAAGGUGUUCAGUGAAUACUGGAUACAAUGACUUUUAAUAAGAAACCCUCAGUGACUGCCCAGCUUGGUUAAAAAAAAAGAAAGAAACCUCAUCGGAGACGCACUGGACCAAGAUCCAAAAGUCAUGGAGACCCUCCUCAGAGAGUUUUUCAACAUCACUCCUGAUCCUCCGGUCAACAUCUCUCACCGCCACUGGGGGGUGCCUUACUUGAAGAGAUUAGCGCAUCUGGACGAGGCCCUCUACGAGGACUUCUAUGGUCUAUGGAUCACCCUCAUGGUGGUCAACAGCAUCAUGUUUUUGGUGGGGCUCGUGCUAAACAGCUUGGCUCUCUACGUUUUCUGUGUGGGAACAAGGUCUCGCACUGCACCUCUCAUCUACACCAUUAACUUAGCCGUAGCUGACCUCCUGGUGGCGCUGUCUCUCCCAGCGAGGAUUGCUCUGUAUUACAGUGGGGGAGGCUGUGUGGCCUGUUCAUAUGUGCAUACCUUUAGCUAUUUUGUUAACAUGUACUGCAGCAUCUUGUUCCUCACCAGCAUCUGCGUAGACCGUUACAUGGCAGUGGUUUGGGCUGCGGGCACAGCAGACCGCUGCAGAAGCCCUGGUGUGGCUAAAGGAGUUAGUGCAGGGGUGUGGCUCUUUGCUGUGGUGGUCACCUACUCAUUCCAGACCACAGCUUUGGAAUUUGCUGAAUCGUCUUGCUGCCACCUGCCUGUGCUGUUCGCUGUUACUGUGCUGGAGUUUGUGAUCCCCCUGCUGGUCAUCGUGACUUUUACAGCACGAGUUGCCUGUGCUCUGGCCAACGACCGUCUCAUGGCACAGAGCCGGGGUCGAAGGGCGAGAGCUGUGCGUCUGUUACUUGCUGUGCUUAUUGUCUUCGUCGUCUGCUUCACGCCCUUCCAUGUGCGUGAGGCCCUUGUGUACUUCCGCCUAGGAGGAGGCAGAGAACAGCAUGUGGUUGCCUAUCACACCACUGUGACCCUCAGUAGCCUAAACAGCUGCCUAGACCCUGUGGUCUACUGCUUUGUACCCGAUAACUUCCGCUCCGCCCUGCGCCGCGCUUACAGGAGGAGAGAGCCUCAGCAUUCCAGUGCAGCGGAGGUGACCGGCCCUCGCCAAAGCUCCAAAGGGUCCAGCACCGCCAUGGCUGUUGUUUACAGCGUAGCCACUCUCACACUCAGUCCCUGUACCCUGCCUCCUACAGAGCUGCCUGCAUGACAGAGAAAAAAGAAAAGAAGAGGAAGAGCAGGAGGAACAGGUCAAAAAAUCUCUUGAUAUACACUAAAACUGUGUCAGAAGUCGAAACUUGGAUUAUUUCUUGCUCUUUACUGGACAGGAACUAAGGAUCAAAACCCACUUUGCCUUUUCCUGCCCAAGCAGGAAAGAUUUAUCAUUACACAGGACUGUAGCCCCCCACGGCUGUGUGUAUAAUUCAAGCCAAAGUAAUGGUUGUACAUACAGGCCAGUUCUUUGCUUAAAAAAAAAAAAAGUGUCCAAUUCUGCUGGACGACAAGACCGUCAAAGAAUACUUCAUGUCCCUGAUUGACUGAGUGACUUGUCCCUGAUGUUGUGCGUACAUCUGUCCAACAUUGGUCCACCUCAACAUGCAACUUGUUUGCAACAUUAACACAGUGUCCUUUUUUUUACUCAUUGUUAAUGCAUGUUCUUAAGAUUUUGUGUCCUUCUUGCUUAGUCAAGUCAGAAUAUUUAUUCACUUGUGUACUAUCUGGCUAAACAAUCCCUGGAAAACAGCGUGCUUUGCCCAAUUUAUUAUGGGAGAAAGGACCUGAAUGGUUACAGUAUGGAAAUAAAAAUACAUUGCCCAAAGAUCACUACAAGGAGGUAGUAUACAAAGGUGCUAACAUCAUGGUUUAGCUAUAGCAUUUCCGAUUUUUGAUAUCUUUCUACACCGAUUUGGGAGCCAUUUCAGUGAUGGGGAAAAGGAUGCAGGCUGUGAAAGACACAUUUACUUCUGGUACCUCAGUGAAUAUUAACCUGUGAAUUUCUCAACUGUGGUCUCUAGUCAGUAAAAGUGCAGAGUAGGAUGUGCUGUUUGUUAUUUAUCCUGUUAGUACAGAGCUAUCUCGUCCACCAACAUACGCUAGGGGUUUUGUGGUAAAAUUCUGUUUUUUCUCUCUGCCUGCUAGGAUUUUCUUGUUAGCAAUAUCUUAUGUAGAGGAAACACCUGAUCAAAAAAUGAUCACUAGUGCUAUAAAGUGUUCACCCUACUGUAAGGAUAUCUUUGCAGUAGCCAUCUGUGGCUGAGAUAGCAUAGUUAGCCCCGUUGUUUGGGUGGGAAGGAUAGCUUUUCUCACCUGUUGAUCAGAGCAAAGCUAGACAUCUGUGGGCAUCAGUAAACCCAUGUAUACAGUCAGUUGCCUUGUCACAUUAAAUCUAAAAGAUGUGCUGAGUUCGUGUAUCUUGAAGGAAAUAUAAAAUAUGUUAGCCUUCACUUUCCCCUACAAUGCAAAAUUAGCCUUUAGCAAGUGAAAAGAUAUUGAACUUAGGGAAGUGUAUGUAAUAUUUCCUGUUAUGAACUUAUAGAACAAAUUUUUGAUUAUUCCAUAUUUCUAGAUAUUUGUACUAAUUUCAAGGAUGAAAUUAUCUUAUUGGCAGAUAAUUUUGCAAAUUUAAAGGAAUUAUUUUAAGCAAACUGAUCUGAUCUACUUACUCAAGCCAACAUUAUUUGUUUUGAAGUAAACCCAAGCUUCAGUGUGCUCAGUCAAGAUAUUUUCUCUUGCUAAGAUAUCUUUUUUUUUUUUGCAUGAUACAUUUGACCUUACAAUAACCCUUAAGUGUCUAAACUCAGCUAUAUUUGUCCUGGAAUAGUUUGCUGUUUGGAUUUUUAAGUCAAAUAUGUUCAGCUAAACUCAUCUUGUUUCUAUUAGAAGAUGUUCUUCACAUCUCUUACUGAAUGUUUAAGGCAAAGACACACUUAGACCUACUGUAUACCUUACACGGAAUUCAUUUCCUAAUCGCUUCUUUUCUGCGUCACUUGAUUUAAUGGACCAAGCAGUGUUUAUGUCUGUAAGGAGUGAAGACGGAAAAAUCAAACCUCUCAACAUUCUCCAUCAGGUGGCUUUUAGAUGAAGCCAUUUCCUGACCUAGCCUCUCACAGGCCUGGCAGUAAAACACUUAAAUCCCCAAUGUUAUUUGUUUUAAAUUAUUGUCCCAUUACAGCUAAUAGAAAACAGCCUGCCACCCACAGAACUGUUUGGAUUCUCUUUAGCUUAUUCUGGAGAUUCAAUAGAAAAGCCAUUAAACUUUGCUCUAACUUUAAUGGAGUUCUUAGAGCAUGAGAGUUUCAACCUCACACAUUAGACCUCACAGCGAUAAUUCAAUCAAAUAAUGCUGACUUUGACUUUCAUUUUCUCUGUAUUUGAGAUUGCAGAAUUUCUCAGUACUGAGAUAAUUUAUCAAACAUAUAAACAAAACAAUUUUCCAUAUGCAAUAAGUAUUUAGCUUUGCAGAACAGGGCACAUUUGCUAUCAAUGAAAUGUAAUACUUGUUACAGCUUUGGCUUUUAAUUCUUUCUCCACAAGAGGGCAGUGCAAGAUAACCUCUGGGACAAACCAGCCCAGGACAUUAAAUGAGGACUUAAGGGACAAAACAUAGUCAGUAUUAAAAGUUGCAUGGUCUAUAAUGCUGUAAAAAGAUGCAGUAUUUCCUGCCAGAUUAAACAAUACAUUGGAUACCACUUCCCAAACAAACAGAUCAGUAAAUACAUAUUAUUUACUUGAAACGCAUUGCAUUUUGAAAAAUUUGAACAAAAUGUGAUGACUGUUUUUAAUGAAUAAAUGUUUUAUGCUGAUUUUUUUCAUACUGAUUCUUCAGUAACCAGACACACACGCACACACACACACACACACACAUGCCCACAAGUCUGGAUUAAGUCUGCGUCCCCUGGAUGAAACCCAUAUGGACACAUUAAUACUACAACAUA